AUGGAUAUCGGUCACUCCCCGCAUUCACCCACGGAGUCCUCGGACACUGAAAAGGGUCAUCCCGCGGUCGACCUUGAGGAGAUAGGAGAGCGCGAAGGCUACCUCCUCGACACUUCACUCGCCCAAAACCAGAACCUACAAACCACGGAGGAUGGUCGCACGGUGCUCAUCCCGCAGCCUAGCAGCUCUCCGAAUGACCCCCUCAAUUGGCCAUCGUUCAAAAAACACCUUAUCCUGGUGAUCAUAUCCGUGACGGCGUUCCUGCCGGACUAUGGAAGUGCUACGGGUGCGGUGACGCUGAUCCAACAAGCUGAACAAUGGAAUAUGACACAAGACUAUGUGAACCAUUCGCAGGUCGGCAAUGUAUUUAUGCUGGGAGCUGGUGGUCCCUUUGUCGUCGCUCUGGCUGCGUACUUUGGCCGUUUACCGGUGUUGUUCUACUUCGUGGUGAUUGCGCUCGCUACUGCUGUCUGGUGCGCUGCGGCGCAAUCGUUUGAGUCCUUCAUGGCUGCCCGUAUCCUAAACGGAUUCUUCUCCACGGUUACACAGGGAGGUGGCCUCAUGUUCGUCAAAGACAUGUUCUUUCUGCACGAGCAGGCGCGCAAGAUCAACAUCUGGUCCGGGUUUAUCGUUUGUUCGCCUUACCUGGGCCCGAUGUUCGCGGCCUUCAUCACGAAUACCCAGAUCUGGCGGUGGGCCUUCGGUGUGUAUGCCAUCGAAACCGGACUUUGCUUGAUCGCAAUCAUCCUAUUCGUUGAGGAAACCUACUAUGAUCGCAAGACGAAACAGCCGGAACUAGUUCCGAACGGUCCGCGCUGGCAGCGUUUGCUGGGAAUCCAGCAGCGUCGUACCGGGUAUAUAAUCAAUUCACCGAAAGAUGCAGUCAUGCGCCCGAUCACCAUGAUCUUGAAGCCGGUCGUGUUUCUGUCUACGAUUUACUAUUGUCUGACGUUCGCCUGGGUGGUGGGCAUCAACACUACGCUUUCUAUAUUCGUUGGCCCGCUGUACGGAUUCGGCCCGAAGCAAAUCGGAUUCUUCUACUUUACCCCUGUGGUGGCGGCUAUCCUCGGCGAACUGGCCGGGCAUUGGCUUCAUGACUACCUCGCAGCUUUCGCAACCAGACGGAACAAAGGUCGUCUGGAGCCCGAAGCCCGUCUCCUCGCUAUUUGGGUCGCGACACCCUUCAUGAUCGCCGGCCUCAUCCUCCUUGGGUUCGCCCUGGAAGGCGCGUACCACUACAUGCUCGCCGCACUGGGAUGGGGCUGCUACGUCUUCGGGAUCAUGAUCGUCACCGUUGCGACCAACGCCUACGUCCUUGACAGCUACCCAGAGGCGAGCGGCGAAGUGGCCGCGUGGAUCAACUUCGGUCGUACCGCCGGUGGAUUUAUCGUAAGCUACUUCAUGGUCGAGUGGUCCAAUAAGCAGGGCGCCCGAAGGCAGUUCGGUACCAUGACCGGGAUCAUCGUGUUUUCCUUCCUGAUCAUACUGCUGUUGCAAGCGACAGGGAAGAAGAUGCGUCUUUGGGCUGGUCCGGCGAAUUUCAAAACAGGCUGA
Molecule: messenger RNA, 1554 nt
Organism: Aspergillus alliaceus
Lineage: Eukaryota; Fungi; Ascomycota; Eurotiomycetes; Eurotiales; Aspergillaceae
Product: major facilitator superfamily domain-containing protein
Exons: 5
Coding region: 1-1554 (517 amino acids)
Biological process (GO): transmembrane transport
Molecular function (GO): transmembrane transporter activity
Source: RefSeq, a predicted model, not a curated record